This is a messenger RNA of Microtus oregoni (creeping vole), 393 nucleotides long. Its product is annotated as MICOS complex subunit MIC13-like. The transcript has a single exon. The coding region runs from base 1 to 393 and encodes 130 amino acids. Gene Ontology annotation, cellular component: MICOS complex; mitochondrial crista junction. Lineage: Eukaryota; Metazoa; Chordata; Mammalia; Rodentia; Cricetidae. The record is from RefSeq and is a predicted model, not a curated record. Gene Ontology annotation, biological process: cristae formation.
AUGGCAUGCCCUUGCGCGGGGAGUGAAACGAGAGACAGACCAUGGUGGCUCAGAGUGUGGUCACUAAAGAGGUUCUUCAUCAAGGGAAGCGUGGCGGGGGGAGCAGUCUACCUUGUUUAUGACCAGGAGGUGCUGGGGCCCAGCGACAAGAGCGAGGCUGCCCUACGGAAGGCCGAGGAGGUGGUGCCACCAGCAAUGUACCAGUUCAGCCAGUAUGUGUGCCAGCAGAUGGGUCUGGAGAUGCCACAGCUCCCAGCCCCUCCAAAGAUUAACUUUCCGAACUUCCGUGACUCCUGGAACUCAGGCAUCAUUUCUGUCAUGGCAGCUGUGUCAGUGGCCCCCACCAAGGCCGGCAAGGAGGGCUGGGAGUACGUGAAAGAGCACACCAAGUAA